Sus scrofa (pig) is the source of this 1746-nucleotide messenger RNA. RefSeq names its product component of inhibitor of nuclear factor kappa B kinase complex (gene CHUK). Gene Ontology annotation, molecular function: IkappaB kinase activity; ATP binding. Gene Ontology annotation, biological process: positive regulation of transcription by RNA polymerase II; peptidyl-serine phosphorylation; tumor necrosis factor-mediated signaling pathway. Lineage: Eukaryota; Metazoa; Chordata; Mammalia; Artiodactyla; Suidae. The record is from RefSeq and is marked provisional. Gene Ontology annotation, cellular component: cytoplasm; IkappaB kinase complex.
AUGGAGCGGCCCCCGGGGCUGCGGCCGGGCGCGGGCGGGCCCUGGGAGAUGCGGGAGCGGCUGGGCACUGGCGGCUUCGGGAACGUCUGCUUGUAUCAACAUCGGGAACUUGAUCUCAAAAUAGCAAUUAAGUCCUGUCGCCUAGAGCUAAGUACCAAAAACAGAGAACGGUGGUGCCAUGAAAUCCAGAUCAUGAAGAAGUUGAACCACGACAAUGUCGUAAAGGCCUGUGAUGUUCCUGAGGAACUGAAUUUUUUGAUUAAUGAUGUGCCUCUUCUAGCAAUGGAAUAUUGUUCUGGAGGAGAUCUGCGUAAGCUACUCAACAAACCAGAAAAUUGCUGUGGACUUAAAGAAAGCCAGAUACUUUCUUUACUGAGCGAUAUAGGAUCUGGGAUUCGAUAUUUGCAUGAAAAUAAAAUUAUACAUCGUGAUCUAAAACCUGAAAACAUAGUUCUUCAGGAUGUUGGUGGAAAGAUUUUGCAUAAAAUAAUUGAUUUGGGAUAUGCCAAAGAUGUUGAUCAAGGAAGUCUGUGUACGUCUUUUGUAGGAACAUUGCAGUAUCUGGCCCCUGAGCUCUUUGAGAAUAAGCCUUACACAGCCACUGUUGAUUAUUGGAGCUUUGGGACUAUGGUGUUUGAAUGUAUUGCUGGGUAUAGGCCUUUUUUGCAUCAUCUGCAGCCAUUUACCUGGCAUGAGAAAAUUAAGAAGAAGGAUCCAAAGUGUAUAUUUGCAUGUGAAGAGAUGACGGGAGAAGUUCGAUUUAGUAGCCAUUUACCUCAACCAAAUAGCCUUUGUAGUUUAAUAGUAGAACCCAUGGAAAACUGGCUACAGUUGAUGCUGAACUGGGAUCCUCAGCAGAGAGGAGGACCUAUUGAUCUCACUUUGAAGCAGCCAAAAUGUUUUAUAUUAAUGGAUCACAUUCUGAAUUUGAAGAUAGUACACAUCCUAAAUAUGACUUCUGCAAAGAUAAUUUCUUUUCUGUUACCACCUGAUGAAAGUCUUCAUUCACUGCAGUCUCGUAUUGAGCGUGAAACUGGAAUAAAUACUGGUUCUCAAGAGCUUCUUUCAGAGAUGGGAAUUUCUCUUGAUCCUCGGAAACCAGCCUCUCAAUGUGUUUUGGAUGGAGUCAGGGGCUGUGAUAGCUAUAUGGUUUAUUUGUUUGAUAAGAGUAAGACUGUAUAUGAAGGACCAUUUGCUUCCAGAAGCUUAUCUGACUGCGUAAAUUAUAUUGUACAGGACAGCAAAAUACAGCUUCCAAUUAUACAGCUGCGUAAAGUAUGGGCCGAAGCAGUACACUAUGUGUCUGGGCUAAAAGAAGACUAUAGCAGGCUCUUUCAGGGACAGAGAGCAGCAAUGUUAAGUCUUCUUAGAUAUAAUGCGAACUUGACAAAAAUGAAGAACACCUUGAUCUCAGCAUCUCAGCAAUUGAAAGCGAAAUUGGAGUUUUUUCACAAAAGCAUUCAACUUGACUUGGAAAGAUAUAGUGAGCAGAUGACUUAUGGGAUAUCCUCAGAAAAAAUGUUGAAAGCAUGGAAAGAAAUGGAAGAAAAGGCUAUCCACUAUGCUGAGGUGGGUGUCAUUGGAUAUCUGGAGGAUCAAAUCAUGUCCCUGCACACCGAAAUCAUGGAGCUACAGAAGAGCCCCUAUGGACGGCGUCAGGGAGACUUGAUGGAAUCUCUGGAACAGCGCGCCAUUGAUCUCUAUAAGCAGUUAAAGCACAGACCUGCAGGUAAGCAGUUUUACAGC